Messenger RNA from Nymphaea colorata (pocket water lily), 1518 nucleotides. RefSeq lists its product as uncharacterized. Bases 78 to 1043 code for a protein of 321 amino acids. The record is from RefSeq and is a predicted model, not a curated record. Lineage: Eukaryota; Viridiplantae; Streptophyta; Magnoliopsida; Nymphaeales; Nymphaeaceae. The transcript is spliced from 7 exons.
AGCGGAACAGCUACGGUAGUGGCCUCCAUGGUCCGGAGAUUCCACACAUCAGGAGCGUUGGUUGCAGAGAGAGAAAGAUGAGUGAGGAGAGGAGGAAGGUGUUGGUGGUGGGGGGAACUGGCUACUUGGGCCAGCAUCUGCUUCAAGAGCUCGCCGGAAAGCCGUAUGACGUUGCUUUCACGUACCACAGUGCUACCAAUGCUCCGGCGUCCCUCCUUCAGGCGCUGCUCCCCUCACCACCACGCGCCUUCAGGCUCGACCUCCAAACCGGCGAAGGACUCGACCUCAUUGCCGACGCUUUGGGACCACCCCAUGUAGUUGUCAAUUGUGCGGCGAUUUCUGCUCCACGUGCUUGUGAAAUGGACCCUGCGGUUGCUAUGGCCACUAAUGUUCCUUCCUCCCUUGUGAAGUGGUUGUCAAGCUUCAGUGAUUUCAAGCCUCUUCUGAUUCACUUAUCAACUGAUCAAGUUUAUGAGGGUGUAAAAUCCUUUUACAAAGAAGAGGAUGAUGCAAUACCUGUAAAUGUCUAUGGAAAAUCAAAAUUGGCUGCAGAGUUAUUUAUCUCUUCAAAUUAUUCCAAUUACGCAAUUCUAAGAAGCAGUAUAAUUUAUGGCCAGCAAUCUGUUUCACCCGUUAAGAAGUCUCUUCCUAUCCAGUGGAUUGAUGGUGUCCUCUCUGAAGGCAAAGAGAUCGAGUUUUUCCAGGAUGAAUUUCGCUGCCCAGUAUAUGUCAAGGAUGUUGUUGAUGUCAUCUUAAGAUUGAUUAAGAAAUCAAUCUCAGAUGGUGAAGACAUGCAAUUGCUUUUGAAUGUUGGUGGGCCUGACAGAGUUUCUCGUGUGCAAAUGGCAGAAGCUGUAGCUGCAAUUAAGGGAUAUGAUAUGUCAUUGAUCAAGCCUGUGCCUGCAGCAUCUGUUAAUCGUGGUGUCAUAUCCCCUUCAGACAUUUCCAUGGAUAUAAGUAGGCUGGUUGAGGUACUUGGUAUUGCUCCUGUCUCAUUCAGGGAUGGGGUUAAGCUGACGCUUGAUGUUAAGGACCACAUUUGAUCUUUAAGGGACAGAGGAAGCAAGGUUUGGUGCCUUUUAAUAUACAUCCCAUCUGCAGCAACAAUCUCUUUGUACUUACGUCGCUUCCAGAAACUGAAGGAAGGCGUCUUAAAGAAAUUCAGGCAUCAAUUUGUCAGAGUUCGUUAAUAGAUACUAUUUCAACUGAAUUUGUAACAUAGGAACACCUGAGGGUUAUUUUCAUGUCUAUGUUAGUAACAGAAAUGUUCGUUUCUACAUUAUCAUGGACCCUGCAUAGCAGGCUGAGAACCACCAACUGCAAAGCAGCUACGGUAUCCGACAGCCUUCAUCCCAAUCAGAUGGAUUGUGAACUGAGAGAAAGAGAGUCGUCCUUCUACCAGUCAUGUCUACAAUCCGGAAAUGACGAAAAUGAACACUGGUGACAAAUUAAUGUUCAUUAUUGUGUAUGAUAUGCACCUGGUCUUCCAAGUAAUUCAUGACACACAUUGCCUGGUUC